Molecule: messenger RNA, 2208 nt
Organism: Rubroshorea leprosula
Lineage: Eukaryota; Viridiplantae; Streptophyta; Magnoliopsida; Malvales; Dipterocarpaceae
Source: the annotation of a GenBank genome assembly
AAACCAGACCUCUGAAAUUGAUAUAUAAAAAAAAAAGAAAAAAAAAAAAAGCAGAAGCCAGAACAGAAAAACAGAAUGCUAAUGCUAGGGAGAAUGAUCAGAUAGAGCUAAUACAUGAUUGAUGCCAUCAUCCCGGCAAUCAAACCAAUAGGGAAACAUAUUAUUCAUCAUUUCAUCCUCCGCCAGUUUACAACCAAAGCAAAGACCCAAAAAGACAGAAUAUUUUAAACUGAAACAUGAACGUAUCGAUCAACCGAAGUAAAUCCAGUUGUGAAUUUUUUCUGAGAAAAAAGGGGUUUAGGGCUUAGGAGCCAAAGUUUGAAUAGCAGCCGCAAUGCAGUUAUAGAGGGGAGGAGCGGCUGUAUGAUGGAAUACAAAACCCUAGCUGGAAUGGAGGCGAUUUUCUGGAUCAAACUCAACUUUUGAAUCCAGAAAAGCCCAUUGAUGAAUGCCUGGAGCCACGAAUAUGCCAUCCAAUUCAAACCAUAGUCUCGACAUCAACCGCUAAUUCGCAGAAGGUUUGUUGUCUAUGGUGCCGGUUGCGGUUUUCAGAGCAAAAAAGGUAGACUCAGAUGCAUUCAAGGAAGCAAAGGAUGUGGGUCAAGUUUCCUUGAAGCUUAAAUUCGUAAAGAAGAUGGAUGAACCCAUCAAGAACGCUUCCAGUUAUGAAGUUGUCGAUAUAGUCCAAGAUCUCACCUACCACAUUGAAUUAGCAAAAGGAUGCUAUAGCCUGUAGGGAUAAUCUAGCUGCCCUUGCAAGGAAUGCCUUGCUUCAAGAAAGCAAUAUUUUGAAAUUUGUGAAGCAUUCCAGUGUAAUGAGGCCCGGCUAUUAUAUAGGCAUUGAUCCUCAUAAAAAACAUGCAAGGUAUUGGUGAGACUCAAAUUUUCUAUGACUUUGUUACCAACAUUGUAACACCAAGUGAUGGAGAAGUUACGUUUGAAGGCUAUUCUAAUUCUACUCAUUUUGGCACAUUGAAGCUGAUUGUUGGUUUUGUAUCUAUGAAAUGGCAACAAUAAGGAAGGGUUUUGAGAAAUAUCAGGGAUUUAGGUUAAGGGUGAUGGGCAUUCCCUUGGAGCUGCUACAGCUUCUACACAUUAGGAGUUUGGUUUUAGUCCUGACAUUGUUUCUGGCGUUGGACAUGCAAUUCUGCCUAGUGUGUCCAAAGAACUUGCUGAAAGUUGCUCUGAUUUUGUUUCAACUGUUAUAAUGCAGGAUGAUAUCAUACCUAGAUUACAGCAGCACUGCCUCUCUAGCAAGGCUGAGGAUUGAAAUUAUUCAAACAGAUUGAUGAGAUGGUGGAAUGGUUAUCUUCAACCACAGACUGGCUUUUUCUUGAACACUUCAAAAUUUGUCAGCUGUCCUGUAAAACUAGUUAUUUCUUUGUCCAAAUUUAAAGAUAGCUUUGCAUCCAAUGCAUAUAAAGUUUGAAUGCAACUGGGGAUUAGUGACUUGUUGUGAAUGUGAAGAUUGCAAAGCAGGUGGUGUCUUCAGUACAGGAUGUAGCUCUGAAGCUUGCUGAUUUUUUUUUUUUUUUUGGGCAAAUUGUACUAGUGAAAGUUAAAAUACUGCUUUUAGCAAUUCAUGGAAAAACAGGCUGAUGGUGUUUUGAUUAUAUUUGCUUCCAGGUGAAAAUCAUUUCCAGAGAAUACUGCUUUCAGGCAACUUAAAUCUCUGAUCAUAAAUGUGAUAGCCAUUACCAUGCUCUGUGAGACAUACUUAAAAGUUUGUGCUAUUGCAAUAAUGAAAGCAUUUUUAGAUAGAGAUAUUGCUGAUGUUUGAACAACCUUUCCAUUGCUUCAAUUGUAGAUAAUUGUAUAUGGAGGCAGCAGUUUUGAAGCAUUUUCAUAGAAGGAAGUGUUAUGCUACUGUAGUUUUGCUUGUAAAUUUCUUUAUCUUAACUGAAAUACUAGCCAAGGUGGUCAGAUGUGUCAAGGCAAACAUAUACCUGAAUCUCUUAUAGAAGAUCCAAUAGUGUUUAUUCUCUUGUAACAAAACAUAGAUUUGUCUUAAUUUGAUCUUGAGCAGGAAUUAUAGUGAUCGUAUACAAUCAUGGGAGGGAAUCUGCUGCCAGUAUCUUAUGAUGUUAAAAUGUCCCAAAUCUGUUGGUUUCCUCGGCAUUGUUCUGCAAAUGGAUUACUCUGGCAGCAGGUGACAGAUUACAACUGACUAAGAAUGUCAAUUUAAUUGAUUAAAUUUUUUACUUGUUC